Molecule: messenger RNA, 2283 nt
Organism: Candidula unifasciata
Lineage: Eukaryota; Metazoa; Mollusca; Gastropoda; Stylommatophora; Geomitridae
Source: the annotation of a GenBank genome assembly
AUGGAGACCAUCAGAAACUAUAUCAAGACCAUCGGGAAAAGCUUUUUCAAUAAUCUCUUCGAGAGAUCGAUCAGGGUGUACAUACAGAAGCAUCUUGGCGAGUUUUUACUGGGGAAAUUAACCACAGACCAGGUGGAUUUGGGCCUUGAUGGUGGAUCCUUAGCAAGCCUCCAUUUGAACGCUGAGACAAUAAAUGAGAGGCUUGAAGGGGUCAAUGUCCCGUUCACACUUGUUGAUGGGUACAUUGACACCCUGCACCUACAGAUCCCAUGGUCGGAAAUCUCCACUGAAUCCAUUGUUGUCAUUGUCGAUGGACUCUACCUCACCAUCCGACUCAAUGAAACUGAAGUUGAUGAAGGCCUUGAUGUCAGGUCUGUCUUUGAAAGCAUGACUGCCUCCAUGGUUGAAGAGGUGAUGAAGUCUGAUGUUGCUGCUGCAGACAUUCACAAAAUCUCAGAAGCUGGCAAGGGAGCAUCUCCAUUUGAGAGUGUGGAAUUGAUGUCUGAAUUUAUCUCCUCAAUUACAUCUCGUAUUCAAGUGAAAAUGAAAGACAUCGUUAUCAAGACAGAGAAGUCUCCAGGAGUGUGUGUAGAACUUCUGAUUCAUCGGCUGGACUAUUACGACAAAGACAGCUCAACCUCCAAGGAAAAGAAGCCAAAUUUGCCAGUCACUCCUCCUGGUUUCUCUACCAAGAUCUUGGAAAUUACCAAAGUGACUCUCAAUCUGGAGGAAGUCUGGAGUAGAGAGAACUCUCCCAAACAGUUGGACCCCAUAGAACAGUCAACUAUGGCAUUUGAUAUUGCCAUGAGCUCACCACCCUCUUCUAGAAACUUCAUGCAGAGUUCCAUCUACCCAGGGAUGUCUUUGGCAGAUUCAGAGGAGGUGGAGCAGUCUGAGUCUGGGGGUCAGAUUCCCAUCAUAUCGCUGGACAAGACUCAAACUGUUACCAUCCAGAUCAAGAAUGAUGACCAGUUGCCUGGACCUGCUAUGAAUGUCUCCUGGAAUAUGGAAAGCUUCCAUUUGUUUAUUUCUCCUAAACUCCUGUCCAUGGCAACUAAACUCCUUGCUGCGGAUAAUACUAAAAGGUCAAAGAAGGUUCCAGAACAGAUUCCAAUGACCAAUGAAGACUUUGAGUUCUGCCGGCGAGGAAUGGAAGAAGGGAUGAAGCUACGAGACAGCGGUGGCCUUGACGAGAUCGAUGUCCCUCCGUUGAGUAUGGACAAGCAUAUGGAGAUGAUGCAUGGAGGUUCAGCGGAUUUUAUUCUCUCAGAGGAGGACAUGUUUUUCUCAGCGUACCCAGCAGCUUACAAGAGUUCUCACUCAGUGUUCGACAUCAGCGACAGUGCAUCAGUCAGUACCUUUGAUGGUGGCUCCGGCUUCAGUGCCACAACUGCGAGUGCUUUCUCGCAUGCAAGGAAAUCUAGAUAUUCGGGUGAAAGAUCAAUGAGCAGAGGCUGGGAUGCCCACACGGUGGAAACACAGAAAAUCGAUGUCACCAUCCCCUUCUUCACGAUCACUGUCUUGUUGGAAGAUCCCGAACCAUGUACAGUCAUUGCUGGCUCUGCUUGCACACUUGCUGCCAAAUCUGCCAACUCUUUAUCAGGUUCCUCUGUUGCCAAAGCGACUAGUUCGUUGUCUUGCUCUCCAUCUUCCUCUUUUCCUCCGAAAUCUUUCUCCAAGAAUUGCCAGUAUUCCGGUCCAUCAAGUUUACCAGCGUCUUUCACGGGAAUCACAUCACAGUUUCAGCAUAUGGCAGGUCAUGCAGAUAACUCUUCUUUUGGAGCUAGCCAAGCUCCUGCAUCUUUCAGAACACCAAUUGGAGAAGACGAUGAAGAUGAAGAAGAUGAUGAAUAUCACGACAGUGGUGAUUAUUUUGAUAAUUCUCUUGGCGGCCAGUGGUCACACGGCACAAAAUCCAACCAGAGCUAUACGACACAGUCUGCAAGGCCAUUAGGUUCACCUGCCAGCUUGGACAUGAGCGGCAAUAAAUUACAAGAAGUGGCUGUCAGAUAUUUCGAGGCCAUGGCCAAACUGGAGAAUAUUCAUGCCCCGUUGCAACAACAGAGAGAUAAAGUGGCAGCUCUUCUCCCGCUUGAUCAUCUCGGCCUCAUCGGAAAACCAGUUCAUGUGGAAAUCAGUCAGGAGAAAAAGGCGGCAGAAACAAUACACAAAGUCAAGGUCACACUGGGAAAGCUGGAGGUUGUCGAAUGUUUGUUUGACCGAUUCACGGGCACCAGUAACUUUUCCAAAACGGCACUACCAAAAUUACCCCAGUACUCAGAG